This is a messenger RNA of Phasianus colchicus (ring-necked pheasant), 4949 nucleotides long. NCBI's taxonomy places the organism in Eukaryota, Metazoa, Chordata, Aves, Galliformes, Phasianidae. The record is from RefSeq and is a predicted model, not a curated record.
GCCCUGCGGGCGGGGAUAAACUCGUUCCUGGGUCCUGCCGAGGGGAGCGCGGCUGUGCGGCUCACGGAGGGGGCGCGUUCGGGGCUUCGCUGCCCGCAGAGCUGCUCGGGAGGGCGCACGGCGCUGCAGGUGGCGUGCCCGAGCCUUCUGCCCAUCCACCUCGCCCCGUGCUCCGCACGCGUACGGUGUCAGCAUCUGCCGUGACCGCGGGUGGGCUCUGGCGGUCUGUAUGUGGAUCUGAAGAGCCGAACGGGUCUCGGUGAAGUUAUACGGGCUGAAUAGGGAUCGAGUGGAGACUGUAAAAGAGCUGCGGAAUCAGCCAUCUGCGUGCCUCAGAUUUUCCAGCGUUUGUUAUGACGAGCAGGGUAGCUAUCUGCCGCUUCUGGAGUGACUUCUAACCGUGACUUAGGAAUGGGUUUGUGUUGUGGUUGGCAUCUGCGGCCUUAAGAGCUUUCCUUGUGAAGCUAAGGCUUAGCUUUGUGGUCACAGCAGAGCUUUGAGAUUGUGUUCUGGUGUGAGCCCAGCGAGGGCUGUGUCCACAUGAGUUCUCUGAAGAAGAUGUGAGUUAGAAAACCUUCAGGUAUGUCAUCAACUCAGAACACUUAUCAAAAACUGAACUAGGGGGAGCAUGUAGUUCCUAACGUUUGAUAUUUCAGAAUACUCAGGUGUGUAAAACUUGACUGAGAUUACAGGUGUCACACGUCUUUCCAAAUUAUUUUUGCACGUGGAUGUAAAAGGGGCUGGUUAUACACAGUGCUGGGCAACCAGCACCGUACAGAAACAGAGCAGAGCUGAGUAUAGGAUGUUGCUGCUUAGUGUUUUUGAUUGAAGUUUGGAUGUGGUUGUAGUUCCUUUUAUAACACAGAUGUUUUGAUAUUGGUCAUGUGACCAUGAAACAGGCCAUGAUCCCAAAAUGUCUCAUCCUUAAUUCAGUAGCAGUUGCAUGUUGAGAAUAAGUUUUACAUGGCUAAAAAAGGUAUCUGUUUUAAGUCUCUAACCUUUCAGGAAGUAAUUCAUGGUUAGUUGAACUGCAUUUGUUAGUAGGGUUAAUAUCUUAAUGUAUAAAUGCUUGAGUGUGCAGUUAAGUAAUUGCAGGGAUAUGGUGACGUUCAGGGAAUGAUGUACUUGGAGUUUCAGUUCUUCAGAAAAACAUACCAGAGUUCAAAGGGGGGAAAAAAGAAACAAGAUGUCAACACGCUUCCACACCCUGGUGGUACAUGGCUGGCUUUGCUGGAGACGCCUUGGCCCACUUAUUUUCAAAGGUUAAUUCUCUGAGACAGGCCAGGUCUUUCCACGAAACAGAAAUGCCCUUGGGGAUGGAAACUACCUGUGCUCAACACAGAAGGCCAGUUGCCAAGUGAAGUUGCUGGUUUAUCUUGUGUUAAUUUUAUUUCUGAGCAGGUAUUUCCUUUAGUGCGUGACUUCCUUUAGGAGCAGAAAAACAGGAAAGAAACUGAUGCUGAGGAGUGCAUUGUGACCAAACGUGUUGUUAGCCUGGAGUCUGGCACUUCCAGGCUCUAGCUUCUCUCCAGUUCCAGACAGCUCACCUGCCUUGACUUUCCCUCAAGUGCAGCCACUGAUCACGAGAUGUUACCACAGAACCUACCUCAGACUUCGCUUUUGCCGAUUCGUUUCCUGCAUCGUUAUCAGUCUCUCCAGGAGCUCUGCAGACACUCUUGAAAAGUCUCUGAACAUAUUGUGCCAUCGUCAAAGAAUGAUGACCUAACGUAGGUCAAAGUCUGGAGCAUUGAUCCAGCUGUCAAAGAUAACGCUGCCUUUUUGUUUGAUCGGUAUCACUUCUGAACCUACUUCAGAAACGUUCAGCUGACCUUUAUCUGGCAAAAAGAUCUUCACUUUUUCACUCUGGUCCUGGAAAUAUUAAUGGAAUACAGUCAUGUCUACCCAGGACGAGAGGCAGAUAAAUAGUGAAUAUGCUGUGUCCUUGCUGGAGCAGUUAAAAUUCUUUUAUGAACAGCAGUUGCUAACUGACAUAGUAUUGAUUGUUGAGGGUACGGAAUUUCCCUGCCAUAAGAUGGUUCUUGCAACAUGCAGCUCAUACUUCAGAGCUAUGUUCAUGAGUGGGCUAAGUGAAAGCAAACAAACACACGUGCACCUGAGGAACGUGGAUGCAGCCACCUUACAAAUUAUAAUAACAUACGCAUACACGGGUAACUUGGCGAUAAGUGACAGCACAGUAGAACAGCUUUAUGAAACUGCCUGCUUCUUACAGGUAGAUGAUGUGUUACAACGGUGUAGAGAGUACUUAAUCAAAAAGAUUAAUGCAGAAAAUUGUGUGCGCCUGUUAAGUUUUGCCGAUCUCUUCAGCUGUGAAGAGUUAAAACAGAGUGCUAAGAGAAUGGUGGAGCACAAGUUCACAGCUGUGUACCACCAGGAGGCUUUCAUGCAGCUGUCACAUGAUCUACUGAUCGAUAUUUUAAGCAGUGACAAUUUGAAUGUGGAAAAGGAGGAGACAGUUCGUGAAGCUGCUAUGCUAUGGCUGGAGUACAACACAGAAUCACGGUCACAGUAUUUGUCCUCUGUUCUUAGCCAAAUCCGAAUCGAUGCACUUUCAGAAGUAACACAGAGAGCCUGGUUUCAAGGCUUACCGCCCAAUGAUAAGUCUGUGGUGGUCCAAGGACUGUACAAAUCUAUGCCCAAGUUCUUCAAGCCCAGACUUGGUAUGACAAAAGAGGAGAUGAUGAUAUUCAUUGAAGCUGCUGCUGAAAACCCCGGUAGUCUUUAUUCUUCUGUCUGUUACAGCCCACAGGCAGAGAAAGUUUACAAGCUCUGCAAUCCUCCUGCUGACUUGCAUAAGGUUGGAACACUUGUAACUCCUGAUAAUGAUAUCUAUAUAGCAGGGGGGCAAGUUCCUCUGAAAAAUGCAAAAACCAAUCACAGUAAAAGCAGCAAGCUCCAAGCUGCCUUCAGAACUGUGAAUUGCUUUUACUGGUUUGAUGCACAGCAAAACACUUGGUUUCCAAAGACGCCGAUGCUCUUUGUUCGUAUCAAGCCAUCCCUGGUCUGCUGUGAAGGAUACAUCUAUGCAAUCGGAGGUGACAGUGUCGGCGGAGAGCUCAACAGGAGAACUGUCGAAAGAUACGACACUGAAAAAGACGAGUGGACCAUGGUAAGCCCGUUGCCUUGUGCGUGGCAAUGGAGCACGGCGGUAGCAGUUCACAACUGCAUUUAUGUCAUGGCACACAACUUGAUGUACUGUUACUUUCCCAGGUCAGAUGCUUGGGUAGAAAUGGCUAUGCGACAAACAAGCAGAUGUUUUGCUUCAGCUGCCGCUUUUGGCGAUAAAAUAUUCUAUAUCGGAGGACUCCAUAUUGCCAGCAACUCUGGUAUAAGACUCCCAAGCAGUACUGUAGAUGGGUCUUCCGUAACUGUGGAAAUCUACGACGUGAAUAAAAACGAAUGGAGAAUGGCAGCUAAUAUCCCUGCCAAGCGCUAUUCUGACCCGUGUGUGAGAGCUGUUGUCAUCUCCAACUCUUUGUGCGUCUUCAUACGAGAAACCCACAUGAAUGAGAGAGCGAGGUAUGCCACCUAUCAGUAUGAUCUGGAACUCGAUCGCUGGUUUCUAAGACAGCACAUAUCGGAACGUGUGUUGUGGGACUUGGGCAAAGACUUUCGGUGCACUGUAGGAAAGCUGUAUCCAUCUUGCCUCGAAGAGUCCCCAUGGAAACCUCCAACGUAUCUCUUCUCACCAGAUGGAGCGGAUGAAUUUGAUCUGGAUGGGGAGAUGGUUACUUUACCACCUGUAUAGCUCCCAAAUUAGACUGCACAACUGAUUCAGUGUACAGUUACCUUGAAAUAAAUGAUUGUGAGAGGUCUGGGAAGAAAAAUGUCCAAUCAGUCCUUCAUGAGUUGUAUUUUUAUGCCCUACCAAAUACUUGCAGCAGUUCAGUAUGAAUCGAUGAAAUAAGCUGGUAUGCUUCCAUAAUCUGAAAUAAUAUUAUCUGAUAAUUGAGAAACAUAUAUGUAUAUCAUGAUCUUAGUCAUCUGACUUGUCUAAAGAAUUAAUUUCUAGUUCUAUACAGCCUGUUUCAGGAAAACUAGCUUCAGAAAAAAAAAAGUAGUUACUGUUUCUAGGAUGAUGUCACAACUCUUCUGAAAGUACCUUCCAGUUAUAUUUGAACUACUUCUGGGUGUUCUAAUCAAGUGCUAGUUAUAUAAUUGUCAGUGUGGCCUAACUAAGGGACUGUGCUGCACUUAAUACUAGUAUCCAUGUUGGUAUAGUAAUGCCAUUUAAAAACAAACAGAAAACAAAUCCCAUGGAUCUACCUGCAGUAGGAAGGGUAGAUCUUCCAUUGUAUUGUAAUGUGCAGGGCAAGAUGACUGCAGGUUCAGUCAAGCUGUACUAUUAGGUGCAUGUACUCUAUUUUCACAAACUUAUACCUGUCUGUUUAGAAUACAGGUCUUCCAAGCAGCUGGUAGUUUACCAGGUGUGGACUUAAGUUGCUGGGCUUGCAAUAGGAAUUGUCAGCCCUCAUAGUGCGGGUCUUUGUGGAGCUUUAAUCAGUGAAUGCCUCCACAUUCUGUAUUACAGUAACAUUGGCUCAUGUAUAUUACUUCCUGCUGCUGAUGUAUUUUUCCAUUGUAAAACGAAGUUUUAGUGUGGAUUAACCAGGUCUUUAUUUUCUGUUAAUUUAAUAACAAGCAUUACUGUAGUGUGAUUGUGUAUAGAUAUCCCUUAGCUAUCAGGUUUUUUACUUCGGGGGGUGGGGGGAAGCAACCAGUUCAGGAAUAUCCUGUACUCUGUGUGCAGGAGAGCAGAUGACUCGUGCUGCUCUGGCAUUAAUCCCAGGAACCACUAGCAGUAGCGGGGCACCGCCAGCCUAACAUGAACACAGGUGCUUCAUGACAAACCUUACUAGCAUGUUCAGUUGCAUCAUGUUCUGGCACUGUAUUUUGAAUGACAUUAAUUUAUUAAAAAAGACUGAAUCCAA